Molecule: messenger RNA, 3287 nt
Organism: Hipposideros armiger (great roundleaf bat)
Lineage: Eukaryota; Metazoa; Chordata; Mammalia; Chiroptera; Hipposideridae
Gene: ALDH7A1
Product: aldehyde dehydrogenase 7 family member A1
Exons: 18
Coding region: 108-1808 (566 amino acids)
Molecular function (GO): aldehyde dehydrogenase (NAD+) activity
Source: RefSeq, a predicted model, not a curated record
AGCAGCCCCAUUGUUCCCGGCGGAGGCGAAGCUCUGGUUUCUUCUGAAACUGAUGCAGGCCUUGCGGCGGCGGAGGCGAGUCCCGGGGGUGGGGCCGGGCCUGCCCAAUGGGCUCUCGCGGGCGGGGGGCGGGGCUCUAUUUCAGCGGCUCCCGAGGCCGCAGGCGCGUUGCACAUCCCGGGCUCAGUAUGUGGCGCCUAUCCCGCCAUCUGUGUGUGCAGGUUGCAAGGGGGCGCAAGGUCUCAGAACUUUGGAACAAACCUGCAGCCUUCAUGUCCACCCUGCUUAUCAAUCAGCCCCAGUAUGCUUGGCUGAAGGAGCUGGGCCUCCGCGAGGAAAACGAGGGCGUGUAUAAUGGAAGCUGGGGAGGCCGGGGAGAGGUUAUCACUACCUAUUGUCCUGCUAACAAUGAGCCAAUAGCAAGAGUCCGACAGGCCAGUGUAGCUGACUAUGAGGAAACUGUAAAGAAAGCAAGAGAAGCAUGGAGAAUCUGGGCAGACAUUCCUGCUCCAAAGCGAGGAGAAGUAGUGAGACAGAUUGGUGAUGCCUUGCGGGAGAAGAUCCAAGUACUGGGAAACUUGGUGUCUUUGGAAAUGGGGAAAAUCUUUGUGGAAGGUGUGGGAGAGGUUCAAGAGUACGUGGAUGUUUGUGAUUAUGCUGUUGGCUUAUCGCGGAUGAUCGGGGGACCCAUCCUUCCCUCUGAAAGACCUGGCCAUGCGCUCAUUGAACAGUGGAACCCUGUAGGCCUGGUUGGAGUCAUCACUGCAUUCAACUUCCCUGUGGCGGUGUAUGGCUGGAACAGCGCCAUCGCAAUGAUCUGCGGGGACGUCUGCCUGUGGAAAGGCGCUCCAUCAACGUCCCUUAUCAGUGUUGCUGUCACAAAGAUAUUAGCCAAGGUUCUAGAGGACAACAAGCUACCUGGUGCCAUUUGCUCCUUGACGUGUGGUGGAGCGGAUAUUGGCACGGCAAUGGCCAAAGAUGAGCGGGUGAACCUGCUGUCCUUCACCGGGAGCACGCAGGUGGGGAAACAGGUGGCCCUUAUGGUACAGGAGAGAUUUGGGAGAAGCUUGUUAGAACUUGGAGGAAACAAUGCCAUUAUUGCUUUCGAGGAUGCGGACCUCAGCUUAGUGGUUCCGUCAGCUCUCUUUGCGGCCAUCGGGACAGCCGGCCAGAGGUGUACCACUGCGAGGCGCCUGUUUUUACAUGAAAGUAUUCAUGAUGAAGUUGUAAAUCGACUUAAAAAGGCCUAUGCACAGAUCCGGGUUGGGGACCCAUGGGACCCUAAUGUUCUCUAUGGGCCACUGCACACCAAGCAGGCAGUGAGCAUGUUUCUUGGAGCCGUGGAGGCUGCCAAGAAAGAAGGUGGCACAGUGGUGUAUGGUGGCAAGGUUAUGGAUCGCCCUGGAAAUUAUGUGGAACCGACCAUUGUGACAGGUCUUGCCCACAACGCAUCCAUUGCACACACAGAGACUUUUGCUCCAGUUCUUUAUGUCUUUAAAUUCAAGAAUGAAGAAGAGGUCUUUGCGUGGAAUAACGAAGUAAAACAGGGACUUUCAAGUAGCAUCUUUACCAAGGACUUGGGCAGAAUCUUCCGCUGGCUUGGGCCAAAAGGAUCUGACUGUGGCAUUGUGAAUGUCAAUAUUCCAACGAGUGGAGCUGAGAUUGGAGGUGCCUUUGGAGGAGAAAAGCACACCGGUGGUGGCAGGGAGUCUGGUAGUGAUGCCUGGAAACAGUACAUGAGAAGAUCUACUUGUACCAUCAACUACAGUAAGGACCUUCCUCUGGCCCAAGGAAUCAAGUUUCAGUGAAAAUACUUUAAGUUGACAUUAUUUCAAGUCUUUUAGGCAUUCUUGCAGCUCUUUCUUUCGAAGAAGACAAAGAAAAUUAAGAUUUGCCCUGAAUAAAUGCAUCAUUUUGGAAAUGACAGUGGUUAAUCCCUUAUGCCCCUGAGGUCCUAACUAAAUCAAGACACUCAUUUUUUAAAAAAUAUAAAUAAAAUUAUCACGACAUAGCCAUAUUUAGUAAAAGAUAGACUAGAUGGAUUUUUAUGUCACUAGUAGUUAUUGGUUUUUUUAAGUUGAUGAUUAUUUUAUAAUAGUACACGCCAUGGUAGGAAUUUGGAAAAACACAGAACAUGAUCGAGAAGAAAAUGAAAAUCUCCCAGUAGAUGCAGGAACGUCUGAGCAAGUAAGGAAUUCUCUGGCGAGUGUGGCUCCCCGUUGCCGCCCUCCAGCCUGUGUUGGAAAGCGUGUGAUUGAAAGGAAGUAUCUCUCCUGUACAGGGCACCAUAGCACAAUAUCCCCAUGAGAGGACUUGCUUUGUUUCAAAUGACUUAGGGUAGCCAUCAGCAUUACUACUUCUCUUGCUUAUACUGACUUGUGUCACCCCAGAAGAAAUCUGUGGGGAAGGCGUAGGUAUCACUCAUGCUUGAGAACCUGUGCCUGCCGAGGACUGCGCCUGGGUUUCUCAUGCAGCCUGAGGCUCUUUUCUUUAGCUGUUAGGUUUCUGCAGUGGCCUUUGGGUUUGUUCUCAGGGAAUAGCCACAGUGUGUAUGGCAGUGUGGGUGGUCGUGACCCGGGCAAAGUUUACUUCUCUUUGCCCAGAGUCCGCUUCCUUCUCUGAGAAGCUCCCAGGAGCCUUUGGGGUGGUUUAGCCCAGGGCACCUGUGGAGCUCACGCUGCCUCCUACGACUCCUCUGUCUUCCUGGCGGCCUACGCUCCCCCGAUGGGUGGCAGCCGUCACCCCCUCUUCGGCCAGAUUGGACUAGGGCAGAAGCCUUUGAAGGUGACAUUUGUAGAUGACCCGAUGCAUCAGGUGUAUGGAGAGAUUUGAACAACUCGCAGUUGGGGGUUGAGAUAUGACAGAGAGGCAAGCAAAUGAAAAAACCAAGCAAUUCUACACUUAAUAAGGGAAGAAAAGGGAUUCACAUGUUUCAUGGCCCCGCUGUGACCAGUGUUCACAAGUACGCUGUUGUCAACCUUGAAUGUCAAGCCAAAUGCUGAUGAUCCACCUUUAGAGAGCAUGUUGGCAGGAAGAAGUCAGGGGUGAGGGUAGGUUAGAACGGCGGACAGGUCUUUGUCCUGUAGUGGAAAAUCCAUAAUACCUAAAAUUACAAAAGGGAAAAAAAUAGCAACAUGGGCUUAUAAAUGUAGGGAGGUAAAUUCUCAAUCACUGGGGGAGGGUAAUUGGGGGGUGGGGCAUGGACAAGACAGAUCGCUAUUUUUCAUAGCUAGGCUUGUAGAGCUUUUUGACUCUUAAGAGAAUGUAUAACUGAUUAAAAAUUAAAA